This is a messenger RNA of Batrachochytrium dendrobatidis JAM81, 468 nucleotides long. RefSeq lists its product as uncharacterized. Bases 1 to 468 code for a protein of 155 amino acids. Lineage: Eukaryota; Fungi; Chytridiomycota; Chytridiomycetes; Rhizophydiales. The record is from RefSeq and is a predicted model, not a curated record. The transcript has 2 exons.
AUGGCAAAAGGACUUCGAUCUAAAUCAGCAAGACGGGCAAAAGCCGUUCGUAGAGAAAAGGUGUUUGGACCAGUCGAGGAGCAAAGAGUACUCCGAUUAGCAGCUAAACUUGCGACAGGUUCAGAAGCUGCUACUGAGAUGCAAGUAGAGUCCAUUUCUGAUUCUGCUGAGCCAACUAUCAAACUUGACGAUCGCCGUGGCCGUAGCCAGAGCCGCAACGCACGUUCAUUAUCCAAUUCACCUAUGCGCAUGCGCUCGGCAAGUGCUAAAUCCAACAAAAAUGAAAUGGAUGAAGACAAAGUAGAAGAUGAACUAGAUACGCCAAUCGAUACAAGCGAAGCACUUGAAAGUAUGGGAAAAAAUGAACGCACUCGUUUAUUCAUGAAUGGAAAUCAGUUCAAGAAAUGGAAAAAGUCUCAAAGCAAGAUUCGUCGAUCCAAAAAGAAUGGCCAUGUUGGCAAAAAAUAA